Argentina anserina (silverweed cinquefoil) is the source of this 669-nucleotide messenger RNA. RefSeq lists its product as uncharacterized. The record is from RefSeq and is a predicted model, not a curated record. The transcript has a single exon. Lineage: Eukaryota; Viridiplantae; Streptophyta; Magnoliopsida; Rosales; Rosaceae. The coding region runs from base 78 to 410 and encodes 110 amino acids.
CAUUGAUAUCCAGAGCUCAAUAAUUUUCUACAAGACAAAAGUUCAGAGUUCAAAGUUCAAAGUUCAAAGAAAAGAGUAUGGAGGGUUUGAUUCCUUAUUUUCUCCACGCCAUCAAGAAGCAAAGGCCUCAGCACAAGUUUAGGUCAUUUUCCGGGAGCAACUCCAACCGAAGCUACCAGCUCCUCGCCACUGGUAAUGACUCCUUAGAGGGUUCAUCUCAUCGCCGGACACGAUCUGAAUUCCCAGCUCCGGCCGCUGCUGACUUGUUCCAGCAGCAAUCGGAGCUUGAGUUUGCUCAUUCCCGGAGCUACAAGGAAGAAGGUGGUGCUUCUGCCGGUGGGGCUUCCUUACCCGGUGGAUCAAAGAAGGGUUUCUACCCUUACCGAGCAGCUAGCAGGAAAUACAAGUGAAUUGUAAGCUGUUGAGAUUUCAUUGAUUUGUUUUUUAGUUCAAGGCAGGAAGAAUGGGUUCAAAGGUGGAGCUUCAUCAUGAUCAAUGAUAAUAUGGGGUUGCCAGUAGAAGUUCAUUUCUUCUUCAAGUUGUAUUGUACGUAGUGUAUGAUCUGUUUUUGUUUUUGUAAAAUGUCGGUGGAUCCGAACAAAUGUCGGUGGUCCGAACCUUUUAAAGAAAUUGAACAGUAAUAAACUAAUAAUCAAUUUUAGAUCAUGA